AUGAGCGUCUCUAGCGGUUGGUUUGCUGCAGUGCACUCAGUUUUGUCUGGGCGUGGGAAGCAGGAUGGCAAAGCAUGCGCUAAGGCCAAAUCCAGGUCAUCUAGAGCAGGCCUCCAGUUCCCAGUGGGCCGAAUCCACCGUCUGCUCCGAAAGGGCAACUAUGCAGAGCGCACUGGGGCUGGUGCACCCGUGUACCUGGCGGCCGUGCUGGAAUACCUCACUGCAGAGAUUCUAGAGUUGGCGGGCAAUGCGUCUCGGGACAACAAGAAGACGCGCAUCAUCCCGCGCCAUUUACAGUUGGCCAUCCGCAAUGACGAGGAGCUCAACAAGCUUCUGGGCGGUGUGACCAUCGCGCAGGGUGGUGUCCUGCCCAACAUCCAGGCCGUGCUGCUGCCCAAGAAGACGGAGAGCCACCACCACAAAAUCCAGAGCAAAUAG
Molecule: messenger RNA, 438 nt
Organism: Enhydra lutris kenyoni (northern sea otter)
Lineage: Eukaryota; Metazoa; Chordata; Mammalia; Carnivora; Mustelidae
Product: histone H2A type 1-A
Exons: 2
Coding region: 1-438 (145 amino acids)
Cellular component (GO): nucleosome
Molecular function (GO): structural constituent of chromatin; protein heterodimerization activity; DNA binding
Source: RefSeq, a predicted model, not a curated record